AUGAAAAGCAGAUUAUGUAGUUUGAAAGAGAUUAUUCACUAUGUGUACCUCUCUUUCUUGUCAAUAUUUUUGAUUGUAUCACUUUCUGCACCAUGGUACUACAUUCGACUGUGUACAAGUUCGACAGGUUGCCUCAAUAUCCUUUUGCAAAAUAGCAACCAAGAUUUGGACUCAGAGAUAGCAAGCAAGGUCCACGGAAGUCAUGGCCUCACUGUCUUUUGCUUUUUAUUGGUUGUUGUCAAGAAAUCAAACAUGGCAACCAAUUUCUAUCAAUUGGCCAGAAAGAUUUCCAUUUGGUCUCGUUAUGGAAUCCAAGCCCUUUUGUUUAUUUUCGUGGCAGCUGCUUGUUUCAACUUUACCCGUAUCAACAAGGUUAUUUGUGGUGAUACCAAGGUAGAUGAAGAAGCUACACAUAUCUGCAAUAGCUUUUCUGGACACCAAAACAUCACCACCACUAUAAAACCCUUUGGCACUACGAGUGUUUCAGCCGAGUGGGGACCAAAGUCUGGAUACGUAUUCUCUGCACUAUCUGUUGUUUUGGUAUGGUGUUACGUCUUGUAUCUUGUCUUUGUCUUUUGGAGUGGCCUCAAAAAGUCAAAGUCAUCUAAACCAUCAGCUGGAUACUACAAUCCAAAUCAACAACAAGGUGGAGGAGGAUCUAGAUACAGCCAACAUGAACAACAAGGCAGAGAAUCACUCAUUUCACAUAACCCAGAUGACUAUAAUCUCGCCAAUGAAAUAUAA
This is a messenger RNA of Cavenderia fasciculata, 744 nucleotides long. RefSeq lists its product as uncharacterized. Lineage: Eukaryota; Evosea; Eumycetozoa; Acytosteliales; Cavenderiaceae. Bases 1 to 744 code for a protein of 247 amino acids. The transcript is spliced from 3 exons. The record is from RefSeq and is a predicted model, not a curated record.